AUGGAGUGCCCUCCCGAAUCUAUUGCCCGAUUUUUAUUAAAUCAGUGGAUUGACGAUGUAUUGAUAAACCACUAUGGAUACUUGCUCCAGGAGCGUGACCUCUCCAACGAAAAUCUGAAAAUAAAAUUAGCCGACACAUUUUUCUUCGAAGCCUCCCAAAGGGACGGCGCAGAGAUUGCCUCCAAAUUCCUUAAAGAUACCCAUUUGCGCUCUACGGACUUGACUUUAGUGCCCUGCAAUGUCCACUAUAACCAUUGGGCAUUAUCUGUAGUGGAUCUAAAGAACCAUGUGAUAAUUGUAUUUGACAGUAGGUAUUGCGACGAAGAUGCGCAGUACAUUUUAGAGUGUAUGUUAGGGUUCAUAACAACAUGUUUCCCAAAUACUUUUGAAAUUGACCAUUGGAACUGCUAUGCUGGUGUUUGCCCACAGCAGAACAACACCGUAGAUUGUGGCCCUUUGAUGUUGAUGUGUAUGGAGGCUGUAUCUAGGCGGGCACAGAUCGUGCUGCCAGAUCGCCUCGAACUAGGCUCCUCGUUGCGCAUCGAAAUUAAAAAUCAGGUCUUCGACAACAAAGUAGCCCACUUAUCCGAAGGGCAACUGAUCUCCAUAGGCCCUCUUGCUUUCUCUGGCCCGCCAGAGACCAAUUUACUUUCUUAG
Messenger RNA from Bemisia tabaci, 657 nucleotides. The record is from RefSeq and is a predicted model, not a curated record. NCBI's taxonomy places the organism in Eukaryota, Metazoa, Arthropoda, Insecta, Hemiptera, Aleyrodidae.